AUGGCGCGAAAGAAAGUGUCCGGGGCGCGGGACGCGGGGCCGCGCGACCGUGGGACAGAGGCGCGCGCGCCAUCGUGCGGUGUGCGGUGUGCGGCGAGCGGCGGGCGCGGCGGCGGAGGCGGCGGCGUGUCGCAAAUAGCCCGUGACGCGGCGGGCGCUGCACUUUCGCGCGGUCAUGUGCCCGGCGCCGCAGCCAGACGCUCGUAA
This is a messenger RNA of Parnassius mnemosyne (clouded apollo), 207 nucleotides long. The record is from the annotation of a GenBank genome assembly. NCBI's taxonomy places the organism in Eukaryota, Metazoa, Arthropoda, Insecta, Lepidoptera, Papilionidae.